CUGAGAGGAAGCCAUUUCCCUAUCAAGUGACCAGAGCUGAGAAAGAGAAACAAACAGCCCCUGACUGAUAGCUUCUCUCCUAAGGUCCGCAGGAUCCUAAGACCAGGUCAUCGCGGGUGCCCAGCCCUGGACAGGUAACCGGGACGUUCUGGCUCCAGUUCAACCAACGCAGCCCUGCAACUGCGUCUGCAGAAGCCAAGCUGUGGGACGGAAGGUGGCUUGUGGCAACGAGGGCCUAUCAGGACCCACAAGAAACCACAGAGCUGCUCGGUGCCUCCGGCCAGCGUCUUCCUCUGAAGAAGCCCUGACUGACCUGAGGACAGAGGGAGCAAACGGGGCAUGAUGCUGCCUGUGACCCACGUGCUAGCCUUCGGUGCUUGGCUGGUGACACAGAGCAAGGCUACGCCAGAUGCCCCCAAAAUCUCCAUCUUUCUGAAGCCACCGGGGGUGAUCUCACCGGGAGGCUCCACCAACAUCUGCUGCAGUUGCCAGCGUGACAGUGGGAACUUUGUGCUCUACAAGGACGGCUACCAGAUCCGUACCCUGGAGCUGCAUGGCAGCAGGGCCGAGUUCUCCAUCUCUAACGCCUCCCAGGAGGACGCAGGUGCCUACAGCUGCCAUUACAUACAUGGAGGCACUGUGCUGGCUCGCAGCGAAACCCUGGAAGUCAUGGUGCGAGAUUUCCGUCUCCCCACACCUGACCUCUCUGUCCUGCCCGGGCUUGAGGUGGCUGCAGGAGCUUACGUGACUUUCCGUUGCGCCAUUGAACACUCCAGUGCUGCCUGUUACUUGUACCUGGAGGGCCACUUCACGGUGCGCUUAAACCCAGAGGAACGAGAGAAUUUCAAACUCCCCCGUGUCAGUAAAGAAAAGGAAGGCCGCUACAGCUGCCAGUGUUUCGCCAAACGUGAAUGGUCUGCUGUCAGCCAGACCCUGGAUUUGGUGGUGAGAGAUUACACCUGGUCCAACGGGAGUGGGAGGGGAAGAGCUGGCCCCAGACAGCAGCCAAGAAAAGCAGCAACUGGAUUUUCAGUUGGUCCACAAAUGGCAGAAGCAGCCAAACAUCCAGGACAUAAGGAACCUACUCACUGCAAGCUGGAGGACGACCCAGGUGUUCAGGACUCCCUCAGCCCCCACUUUCCUCAUACCCAUGGGAGGACAAAUGCAUGCGGGGUCAAAGCACCCUCAUCCUGCUCUAACCUCAAGGUUCCCACCCAGCUGGCAGAAGAACCUAGAGCCCAGGGCACAGGGCCCCACAGAGGAAUCUUGUGAUGGGUCCCAUGGAGGAGCCCAGCUGCCAUGCUCCCACACCAGCCUCCAUUGGAAGCCACAGCCUUGGUGCCUGUCCUGCUUAUAGAGUUCUUGUGCCACUGAGGCAGAGGGCC
Phalacrocorax carbo (great cormorant) is the source of this 1385-nucleotide messenger RNA. The record is from RefSeq and is a predicted model, not a curated record. Lineage: Eukaryota; Metazoa; Chordata; Aves; Suliformes; Phalacrocoracidae.